Melospiza georgiana is the source of this 8162-nucleotide messenger RNA. RefSeq names its product kelch like family member 13 (gene KLHL13). The record is from RefSeq and is a predicted model, not a curated record. The transcript has 7 exons. NCBI's taxonomy places the organism in Eukaryota, Metazoa, Chordata, Aves, Passeriformes, Passerellidae. Gene Ontology annotation, cellular component: Cul3-RING ubiquitin ligase complex. Gene Ontology annotation, biological process: protein ubiquitination; regulation of cytokinesis. Gene Ontology annotation, molecular function: ubiquitin-protein transferase activity; cullin family protein binding. Bases 338 to 2287 code for a protein of 649 amino acids.
UAACAGCCUGCUAGUCUCUGCUUCUCUACUGCAGAAGACAGAGCGAUAUUUGUGUUCCCAUAUCAUGUUGUAAAAUGCAUGAGAUUUUGCUCUUCCUCCUUGGAAAUGAGAAUAGGAAAAUGAGAGCAUCCUGAAGCAGAAGCUAUUAGAAGAGCAUGCAGAAACCUGCAGCGAUUUCUGCUUUAUUUUGUCUUCCUAGCUAUGGAUUAGAAGGACUGAUUUUUGCAAUGGGCUUUUUCCAUAAUGGCAUUCUUGUAUUGUUUGGUCAGAGAUUGCACAGGAGGAAAACAGGCUGCUGAAUUUAGUCACUGAUCUCUAUUAGCCGUGGCCUAAGGCUAUGCUGAGAUUUAUAUCCCAUUUGUAUUGUUGCAGCUCAAAAGAAGAAUGUUCAGAGGAUGACAAGUGUAUUCUGAGUAGAUCCCUGGUGGAAGAGGAGGAUCCUCAUAUGAAAGUGUCUCUUGGCAGCAGCGAUAUGGGCGUCUCUGCCCACCUGCAGUCUUCGAAGACAGGAACCACCAGGUUUUUCACCAGCAAUACUCACAGUUCUGUGGUGUUACAGGGCUUUGACCAGCUGCGGGUGGAAGGUUUGCUCUGUGACGUGACGCUCGUUCCUGGAGAUGGUGAUGAGGUGUUCCCUGUGCACAGAGCAAUGAUGGCUUCUGCAAGUGAUUACUUCAAGGCCAUGUUCACAGGAGGAAUGAAGGAACAAGAUUUAAUGUGCAUUAAGCUUCAUGGUGUGAACAAAAUAGGCCUAAAGAAGAUCAUUGAUUUCAUCUAUACUGCAAAACUUUCCCUUAAUAUGGACAACCUUCAGGACACACUGGAAGCUGCCAGUUUUUUGCAGAUUUUACCUGUUUUGGACUUCUGUAAAGUAUUUCUUAUCUCUGGGGUUUCAUUGGAAAACUGUGUUGAGGUUGGGCGAAUUGCCAACACAUACAACCUCACAGAAGUGGAUAAAUAUGUUAAUAAUUUCAUCCUGAAGAACUUCCCUGCGUUAUUAAGUACUGGUGAAUUUGUGAAACUCCCCUUUGAACGUCUUGCCUUCGUGCUUUCAAGUAAUAGCCUUAAGCACUGCACUGAACUGGAGCUCUUCAAGGCGGCGUGUCGCUGGCUGCGCUACGAGGAGCCUCGCAUGGAGUACGCCGCCAAGCUCAUGAAGAACAUCAGGUUUCCCCUGAUGACACCCCAGGAUCUUAUCAACUACGUUCAGACAGUGGACUUCAUGAGGACUGACAACACCUGCGUCAACUUGCUGCUGGAGGCCAGCAACUACCAGAUGAUGCCGUACAUGCAGCCGGUGAUGCAGUCGGAGCGGACGGCGAUCCGCUCGGACAGCACGCACCUGGUGACGCUGGGCGGGGUGCUGAGGCAGCAGCUGGUGGUCAGCAAGGAGCUGCGCAUGUACGACGAGAAGGCCCACGAGUGGAAGUCCCUGGCGCCCAUGGACGCGCCGCGCUACCAGCACGGCAUCGCCGUCAUCGGCAACUUCCUCUACGUGGUGGGCGGCCAGAGCAACUACGACACCAAGGGCAAGACGGCGGUGGACACGGUCUUCAGGUUUGAUCCGCGCUACAACAAGUGGAUGCAAGUGGCAUCUCUAAACGAGAAACGGACCUUCUUCCACCUAAGUGCCCUCAAAGGACAUUUGUAUGCAGUCGGAGGUCGGAACGCGGCAGGCGAGCUAGCCACUGUGGAAUGUUACAACCCCAGAAUGAACGAGUGGAGCUACGUGGCGAAAAUGAACGAGCCCCACUAUGGUCACGCUGGAACCGUCUAUGGGGGGUUAAUGUACAUUUCAGGGGGAAUCACCCACGAUACUUUCCAAAAGGAACUCAUGUGCUUUGACCCUGACACAGACAAAUGGACUCAGAAAGCUCCCAUGACGACGGUCAGAGGUCUGCAUUGCAUGUGUACUGUAGGAGACAAGCUGUAUGUUAUUGGUGGCAAUCACUUUAGAGGAACAAGUGAUUAUGAUGAUGUUCUAAGCUGUGAAUAUUACUCACCAACUCUAGACCAGUGGACUCCAAUUGCCGCCAUGUUACGUGGGCAAAGCGAUGUCGGGGUUGCUGUCUUUGAAAAUAAAAUCUAUGUUGUUGGAGGAUAUUCUUGGAAUAACCGGUGCAUGGUGGAAAUAGUUCAGAAGUAUGAUCCAGAAAAAGAUGAGUGGCAUAAAGUGUUUGACCUUCCAGAAUCCCUUGGUGGCAUUCGAGCCUGCACUCUGACAGUUUUCCCUCCAGAGGACAACACAGGGUCACCGUCCAGGGAGUCUCCUCUGUCAGCACCUUAGACCCAUCCCUUGGCUCGCCGUUGUAGUAACACCUUUGCACUGCAUCAUGGGUCUGUCAUUUUCCUUCAGUAGUUUCUGUUAGGCUUAGCCUACAGCAUUUCAUACAAUUACUGGAAUAAAAAAAUAAGGACUUUGACAUUAUUUGUGCUGUUUGUUUGGCCUAGAAUGUCUCUGAAGUGGUUGACGAAAAAAGUUGUACUCGCCCGAGCCAAAUGUUUAACAAAUGAGAGGGUAUUGUCUAUAAAAUGUAUGAACUAGGUACGUUAUUAAUGUUGUAUGUUGGGUGUGAGGUACCUUGUAGCUUGCAUUUGGGAGCCCAGUGAGUCAAAUUUGUAUUGAACAUGUCACUGAAUUUCAUGUUGAAAUCCUUUUUCCUUUCAUUUUUGACUGCAGAUCACAAGGGUAGGUAGACCACAUCAAUGUGAACUCUCUGAAGGUUGCCAAGGGGCCUGAGCUACCUCCCUCUUUACACAGAGUAUUUUUGACAUAUCUGUUUACCCACCUGACUUUGUGGGUGCUUUCAGAGCAUAUGAAGUUUCUUAGGCAGAGGGAAGAAAUAAAAUAAUUUUAAAAUAUUAGCACUGUACAGGAGUGGACCUUGUAGAGGCCGGGAGUUUUUUAUAACAUAUAUCGAGUGUUUUUCCUGAGUCAGUUGAAUGAUGCUUCAAACAAAAUAUCCUAAAUAUAUUUGUGUUUUUUAAUUUGUUUUUUUUCAGGAAUUGGCUUCCUCUUGCAUGGGAGCACACACUAUUAACAAAUGGGAAUUCAGUGCAGUUGUGUAUCCUUUGCUAUGGCUGUACUGAAAAUGGGUAGUUAAGGGCUAGAAUCAGUAACUUAAGCCACUGAAUUUGACCAAAUGGUUCCAUCAGAUCAAAUUUAAUCUACCUUUUCUCCUUUGCUGUUGAGAUAACUUGCAUAAUGUGUCCUCUGUAUAGUCUCAGUUAAUAAGGUUAUUUAGCACAAAGUGCAGCUUCAGUGAGAGAGCUGCUUUUGCUCAGUGAACCUGGACUACCACAUUUUACCUUCUUUUGUUCAAUAAAACUUUUAACUGCAGUUACCCAGUCUAAGCUACCUCAUUAAUGUAUUUGGUUUUUUCCUCUGCCUCACUGUCUCCAGGAUACGUGUGACGUAUAUCCACGUGGGUAGGUGAACCUGCAGGAAACCAAUGCACAAGUGAUCAUGAAUGGGUAUUUUUUGACCUACUUUUAAGAAACUAUUUUGGUCUGAUGUGUUCAUUUUAUUGUUAGGGACUGAUGAAAAACCAGUCUUAAUGUUUUUUCCUUGGAGAGCUGCUUAUGUGUGUAGCCCUGCAAAUUCACAGGCAUCUUUACCUGCUCCAAAAUGCAGUGCCCUGCUGACAAACUGCAGCUCUGAUUAUGCCAUUGUGAUUCUUCUGAACUUCCCAUCAUGUUACAAGUCAUUUUGCUAAUGAACACAGUCACAGGGGCAUCCUCUGGGGAAAACUGUUUAAACCAACUUAUUGUGUUACCUAUUAAUAAUAACCAAGUAAAGCUUAAUCGACUUUUGUUGGGAUUUUGCUAUUUGUGUUUUGUCCCUGCUUGAUGCAAUCAAGCAGCAGGAUUACUGUGGUGUCAGAUUUGGAAGUACUGAUAUUUAUUCUUUGUGCAGUUUACUAGUAAUGGUCACUACCAAAAUCUACAUGUAAGCUUUAGGUUUCAUCAUUGUUUUGGUCAAAAUCAAUUCUUCCUCUUUAAAAACACUGAAGUCUCAAUUCCAUGUGUCUGUGUAAGGUUGUUGCAGGUGGAAUAGUGGCACCAGUGGAUACUCCUGGAAACUGGCCAGUGAAGAAAAAUUGAUUCAUCACCCUAAGAAUACUCUUCUUAUGCUGUGCAAAGCACUGGAUAGAAAGAUGUUGCUCUGUUGUUUAAGGAUUUUUCAAUCAUUUAAGUGUCACAUGCUACUAAUUUUUUUUUCCAGCUCAAAGACCAGAUUUUAGAUCCUGCUUGAGUUUAAAUCCCCUGAAAUCCAUAUUCAGUGGCUCUUUUAUUAAUUAAACUGAAAAGUACUUGAAGGAGUGGCAAUUCCUUUAGGAUAAUGUAAAUAUGUCCUGCUCUUUGUAUGCUGGGGAUGAGGGACACAGUGUUUAAAAGUGGGUAUCUUCACUGGUGUUCUCUGUUGGAAGAAGCUUAACAUGGGUUCUGAUCAUUCUGAGGUGGUUUAAAGCCAGGAUGUCAGUUUUGUGUCUGAGCCUUGUAUAGCCAGGAGCUGGUAUAUGGCCACAAUGUUGAGAUUUUUUUGUUUGUGGGGUUUAUUUUGUUUUGUGUUUGUUUUAUUUUUUGUUUUGAUUUUUUUUGAUUCAUUAUUUGUUAUUCGUAAAAUGGAAGAAUUAUUUUUUGAACGUUUUGUCAUCAGUGGAUUAAAUGUAGUGCUUCAAUCAAAUUAAUCUUUGGGGUUUUUUGUUUGUUUGCCUUUUUAAAAUCUCCCUCUGGAUUAAAGUGUUUAUAAUUACAUUAGUUAACAUUUACUCACUAGGAUUGAAAAGCAAACAUCAAAGACUUGCCCAAAACUGCAAACUCUUUUCUUCUGUAAUGUAGUAUAGAAUGAUUUGAUGCUCAUUGAGUCUUUCUUAACCAUAGCAUAAGAGCCCCUUUCCAUCUCUGAACCCACAGCUGUAGGAACACACAUGGAUACACUAAAUUUCCAUUUCCAGUCAGGCUGCCUCUUCAUCAAUCUUGGCUUCUCUCAUGUUGCAGUUGUAGUACCUGAAUCAGAAAAGCAUCUGGAUAAAAAGCAAUUAUAGCUAUUUGAUUUGAAUGAAAUUAAGGUGGCAUGGUUUGCCAGCUGGGAGAGCCACAGGAGCUGUCUGCCCUCUCCCAGUGCUGCAGACAUACUCUGCAAAAUUCAUUCAGACUUUGCUUUGUGGUGCCCAAUUAGCAGCAAAUGCCAAAAGGGCUCACUUCCAUACAGAGUCUGCCCAAAGGCCCAUCUGAUGUCCCUGCAGACCCCAGCACUCUGACUCCAGACAUCUGAGAUAACAUUUCCCUUGUUCUGUGUUGAGAUAGGACAAGAACAAUGGGGAAGAUGACCUGGGAAAAUCCAGGUUAUAUAAAAUUUCUUUGCCUUGUUAACAUCAGAGAGUUCAUCAUCUGCAGAUACCCAUUUUUCUGUGAUUCCCCUCCCCUUAGAAAGUUGUAAAGUCCAAGAACCUCGUCCAGGGAAAGCAAUUCCUGCAAGGAUCCAGCCAGUCUUGUGGCUUCUUGGGAUAAAGGAGUUGUGCUGAAGGGAUGAGCGUGGCUGACAGCCUGGCUGUGGCUCUACAGGCCCCUUGGGUGGAAGAAUCACUUUACCUGCUCUCAGGACAAAAGUGAGCUGCUUUCUUAUAAACAAUGCUAUUUUUAAAUUGCCCAUUCUGUUUCUGUGGGAUCUCUAAGGAGCAGCAUUUUAGUGACAGAAGCUCAAACCAGUAGUCUGGUCCUUUAGUGGAAUAAUGGCAAACAUGGAUUUAGAGCAGUUUGCAUGCAGAUAAAUAAAGUUCUACCUAAAGGCUUACACUCUUAAUCUGAUGGGCUGGUUGGACAUCAAAAAAUAAUUUCAUACCACAGCAGCAAGUGCAGUACAAAUAUCUGGAGAAGUUUCUAACCAAAGAGUUGAGGAUGAAGUUGAGGAUGAUCUGAUCAGAAAAGAUCACAGCACUUUUCUUUGCAAAGUUCAUUCUGCCUACCAGAAUUGUUGUUCCUUGUUAAUUUGCCCUCCAGCUGGUGAUUGCCUCACCUUUACACUGGUGUCUGACGCUGCUGGUCACUGUUUUUAUAAUCCUUGGUUUUGUAGCUGACAUCUCUGUUUACUUCCUCUGCUGCUGAUCAGAACAGAUCAAGCAGAAGCUUUUUUAGUGGCACUUACAUCAAGAGAGAAAAUAGCCCACUGUUGAUAAAUGAAUUUGUAAUUCAGCUUGUGCAUCUUGGAAAUAUAAAAGCAGGUUUAAGCUAGUGAAAGGUAUGUGCAUGGUGCAGGAGUAACAUGUGCCCCUUUCCUCCUGGCUUGCACCCUUUGUGGUGUGGAGUGGUGACCCAGAGAUCUGGAAGGACUCAAGCUCUCAUGUGGCACUUUAUGCUCUCCAUGCUCUGUGAAAGUGUUCUUUCCUUGCACACCAUAUGUAGCUUAUCAGGUAUUAUUUCUUUUAUAUUUUAAAUGUGAAUAAUGAUUCUUUGUGUGCAAGUGUGGUCAGAAAAAAAGUCUUAAAGGGCAGAGUUAUACUUUCCUUAAUUAAUAAAGAUUUUAGUCUCAUGAGUAUUGCUGGACCCGUUCAGCUGUGAGAGGAUGAUUGCAGUUUGAGAGGCAGCUGGGAAAUCCCGAGGGCUUUCCUGCCUUUCACCAGGUCACACCUGGUUCUCGUUGCCAGUCUUUCACAGGUCAUUAAGUGAAGUUCUUUUCUCUGUCAGAAGGUUCCAAAUUUGGUGUCCAGCUCUGUUGGACCUGGAUGUGUUUGCUCUUUAAUGACCUGGUAAUUUGUGUAGAAAUGCAGCCCAGGGAACCUGGGAGUGGUGCUACAGCAGGAGCCACAAGUGGCUGACAUUCCUGAGGGGAUGCUCUCCUACUAUAAGUAUUACUUUGGCUCGAGUGCUGGUUUUUUCCCCAUCUUUGGGAGUAUUUAUUGCUGCUCUUUGAGUUUUUAACUUUUUAUUCAUGAAGUGAGUAAUGCCUCUGUGAGUCUGCAGCGGGAGCAAAAGGUUCAGGUGGCUCUUUCAGAGCUGCAUGCUGUCAGGCUGUCCACAUGGUUAUUAAACCUUUCCUAUUUGGAGCUCUGCUUCCUAAGUGUUUAGGAGAAAUCAUUUUGCAAUGUGAAAAGAUCUCAGAUGAAAACAUGUUUGGGACUGGAACAUAAAUGCAGAUUAUUUUAGAUUUUUUUUGUCAUGGUUUAGAGGUUAGUUUGGACUUUCAGCUCUCACAGACUGAAUGGGGAGUGAUAUAGAUAUAUUUUUUUUUUCUUUUUUUUUUUUUUUUUUUUAAAUAACUUAUAGUUGGUUUAAGUGAGUCAAACUCAGUUAUUUGUACCUGUUUGCACUCCUGGCUGCCCUGUUGCUGUAUUCUCCCUCAGCAUUCUGUGCUGUCUGGCAUCUGUUUCCCUGUGUAGGAGCACCUCCUGUCCUCCCUGCUGCCUUUGAUUGAGUUCCAAAAUCAAUCUGAGCUUGGGUUCUUACAUCCAAAGCACCUGUGGAGCUAAAGACCAUGUGGAGCUGUGGAUUGAGGACCAUGGCUUUGACAUUGAAUUCCCCACCAGCCCCUCACUGCUUUGCAAGGUCUCAAACCCAGCUAAAAUCUGUGUGCACAAGGCAAAUAUCUCAGGCUGAAAAUUUCAGUAACCUGGGUGCCUAAAGAGCACCAGAGUGUCCUUGUCCCCUCAGCAAGGAGAGUUUGCACUUGAGCUGCUGAGGGCUCUGGGAGGGGCAGGCACAGGAGCUCCUUGGGUAACCAAACUUUUUAUUGGCCUUGGAUUCUGCUCUUUCUUGUGUGCUCAGGUGGAGAUGAUGGGAUGGGAGGGCAGGUCAGGGUUGGUCACACUUCCAGCUCUCAGGAGAGAGCAAGUUUGUUUAUUCUCCUCUGUCUGCACAACACUGCAGGAAAAAGAACUGUAGGAACAUUUCAGAUUUUAAACAUUGUUUCACAGAACAGUAUUCAUUAAUAAAGGAAAAAUUAGUCUGUUUUAACCUGUGUUCCUCAUAACCAGGAUUGUUCCAAAAUACUUGGCUUCUGUUGAUUUAACAACUUUGCCUUUACCUCCCUUGUUCAACGUUACUGUAAAAAAUUGCUUGGUUUCUUUUCCAUUUGUUUUUCAUUGCUUGUAACCUUUUCUUAGAAAUGUGAAAAUAAUUUUCCUUACAUGUUUUAUGCACCAAAAUAAACACACCACUGAUCA